AGGGAGGCGGGCAGAGACCCUGAGAGGAUGCGCCCGGUGCGCAGAUAAGACGCCGUGCGUGCGCAGGCGCUCAGCGUAGAGGUCUGCCGGAAGCUAAGAUGGCGCCGACGUGUUCUUCAGGCCAAAGUUGGCUCCUUGUCAGUAUCUAAGCGGGGUGUUUUGGAAGGGGCUGAGGCAAACGCCCUCUCCGCCACCAUGGCCCGGCAUCGGAAUGUCCGAGGCUAUAACUACGAUGAAGAUUUUGAAGAUGAUGAUCUCUAUGGCCAGUCUGUAGAGGAUGAUUAUUGUAUUUCUCCAUCAACAGCUGCUCAGUUUAUUUACUCACGACGUGACAAACCUUCUGUUGAGCCUGUAGAAGAAUAUGAUUAUGAAGAUCUAAAAGAGUCUUCUAAUUCUCUUUCAAACCAUCAGCUAAGUGGAAUUGAUCAAGCUCGUCUUUAUUCAUGCCUGGAUCACAUGAGAGAGGUACUUGGCGAUGCUGUGCCAGAUGAAAUAUUGGUUGAAGCAGUUCUGAAGAACAAGUUUGAUGUGCAGAAGGCUUUGUCAGUGGUUCUGGAACAAGAUAACAUGCAGAAUUUUAAGGACAAAAGUGAGGGAACAAUAUUUACAGGAAGGACUGAAAAAGGAGUCUUAUUUUCUUCCUCUGAAGUUUCAGCUGAUAAUGUUGAAAGUUCUUAUCCUCAAUCAGCAAAUCAUUUGGAUUAUAGUAGCAAACCCUUUGAUUGUUCUAGCUCAGUAGCAAAAUAUGGAUCAUAUCAUAAUUCUUCAGUUCCAAGUCACUAUUUACUUCAUAGAAAAAAGAAACUUGACAGACCUAAAAGUGAAAAGAAACUAGAAUCAUGUAAGUUAACAAAAGAGCUUUCACUAGCUGACCUAAUUCAUGAUAUGCCAAGAGAUUCUUGUAAAUAUCAGCCGUCAGUCAGAUUAUCAUCCACAGGUAGUCCCGAAGGUCUGCUUUCAAAGAAUGUAGAUGGUGAUUUGUUAAGAUCUCAGGCAUCUGAAUGUGUUUCCAAAGAUGAUUCUGCAUUCAAAGAAAUACCAGAUUUAAAGUCCUUAAUGACAAAGAACACAACACUGAAUAAUUCUUUAUUUGUUCAAAACAAUUCACUGUCUGAUUUCCAAAACAUUCCAGUACAAAACAGUUUAGGAAGUUCAAAUAAUCCUUUGCACUUAACUAGCUCAUUGGAAAAUACAACUCUUGAUAAUUUAAAUGCUAGUAAAAAGACUGAAAUUGGAAGUGUUUCUUUAGGUGAACAAGGUGCCAAGAAUUACAUUUUAAAAAAUGACAACUUGCAGUUUUUCCAAUGUGAAAGUCCAUCCCUAGCUGAACUGUUUCAGGAACACAAAGAAAACAAUCUAAGCCAAUGCUUUACUUUAUCUGAUCUUUGUAACCAGUCAUCUGCCAGUUUUACAGAUCUAAGUUUGGGAUCCUUUCCCCUGUCACAAUUAGCAAAUCGCUCUCAGUCUUCAGCUGGAAUAUCAGAAUUAACAGGAUCUCUGUCAUCUUUGGCAUUUCAUAAAGCUUCUCCCAUAAGAGACCUUGAGAAUUUGUCACUUUCUGAUUUGAUUGCAGAAACGAUUGAUGUAGACAACUCUCAGAUUAAAAAAGAUUCCUUUGAGCUCAGUUUAUCUGAAAUGAGGUCUCCUGGAAUAGACUCAAAUAUUGAUCUUAGCGUCCUUAUAAAAACCCCAGAUUUUGCUCCAAAGCUUUUAGUAGAACAAUCAGUUGCUCCAGCAUCAGGAACUAAAGUUCCAGAUUCAAAGUUAGGGAAAAAUUCCAAUUUUCCUAAGGAAAUUAAGAAAAACAAUAAAGGGUCUUUGACUAGGAAACCACCUUUUUCUCUCUCUUGGACCAAGGCCCUUGCUGCUAGACCUUCAGCUUUUGCUUCAACACUGUGUCUUCGUUACCCACUGAAAAGCUGUAAGCGACGCACCUUUGACCUCUAUAAGACUUUUCUUUAUAGUAGACAAGUUCAAGACAUAAAGGACAAAGAAAUAAGUCCUCUUGUAGCAAUAACACCAUUUGACUUCAAAUCAGCAUCUCCUGAUGACAUUGUAAAAGCUAAUCAAAAGAAAGCAUUUACUAGAGAAUAGUAACAAAAGGAAAACUUGAUUACUGUUGUAGAGCUUUUUACUUGUAAUUAAAGUCUUUAUAGGGUCACUUUAUAUUGUGGGAUUCAAGUUGUGAUUUUUAUAUUAAAAUUGUCUUAAGUCAGUUGAUAACAACUUCAGUUGGUAUGUAGUUUUGCACUGAAAUUUUUUUUACAAUCUUUUAGUGAUUACUGACUUUAAGUUGAUGGCCUAUAAUGAGUAUAUGUUUACAAAGUGCAUAUGAAAACUUGAUAUUGUAAAAUCAAACCUCAGAUAUUUUUAUUUGAAGCAUUCAACUUUAUAAGUUUUUAUGAUGAGAUUUUUUUUCUAUGAAAUAUUUUUGUGCUUUGUUCUUAAACAAAAAUGCCAGCACUUGGGAUUAUUAUAGUUUAGUAUCAAGAUUAUUCUUAUGUGGCAUAGCAUAGCUGAGACAUUAUAUAUUCAAAUAGUACUGAUAUCAUUCCGAGUUUCAUUAUUUUUCUGCAGGUAAAUACUAAAAUUUUCCUAUUAGAAAAUCUUAAAAUUCCUGACUUUUAAGAGUACCUUGGAAGUUGUUGAAGUACAUUUUUGAUGAUGAUGAUAAUAUAAAAAUCUUUUAAGGGACCAUGUAAAUAUAGAAACUGGAUUAAUACAUGAAUUAUUUUUAUACAUUUUCAAAACAGUUGUCCUAAAUGUACCCCUUAAAAUAAAUAUAUAGGAAGUGUUGUCAAG
This is a messenger RNA of Propithecus coquereli (Coquerel's sifaka), 2802 nucleotides long. RefSeq names its product HBS1-like translational GTPase (gene HBS1L). The record is from RefSeq and is a predicted model, not a curated record. Bases 196 to 2094 code for a protein of 632 amino acids. The transcript is spliced from 5 exons. NCBI's taxonomy places the organism in Eukaryota, Metazoa, Chordata, Mammalia, Primates, Indriidae.